AUGGACGGAGGCACUCUCCCCACCUGGGCCCUCUACACGGCGGCGCUUCUGGCCUCCGCCGCCAUCUUGAUGGUCCUCUUGGCGUCCCACCGGAAGAAGCGGCCUCCUCCGCCGCCGGGCCCCCGGCCGUGGCCCAUCGUCGGCAGCCUGCACCUCAUCGGGGAGCUGCCGCACAGGUCCAUCCACGAGCUCUUCCGGAAUUACGGUCCCAUCAUGCAGCUCUACCUGGGAUCGCAGCGGGUGGUGGUGGGGUCGUCGGUGGAGAUGGCGACGGAGUUCUUGAAGAAGCAGGACCUGGUCUUCGCCUCGCGGCCGCGGACGGCGGCGGGCAAGUACACGACCUACAACUACUCGGACAUCGCUUGGGCCCCGUACGGGCCGUACUGGCGGCAGGCGAGGAGGUUGUGCCUCACGGAGCUCUUAUCCGCCAAGCGCUUGGAUUCCUUCGAAUACAUCAGUGUGGAGGAGAUUCGGCGGAUGCUGGCGUACUUAGGUUUUACUAAAAUGCAAGUGAAACAAGUUGAUUCUCAAUUUGAACAAACCUCUACUAAAUAUAGAUAA
This is a messenger RNA of Spirodela intermedia, 561 nucleotides long. The record is from the annotation of a GenBank genome assembly. Lineage: Eukaryota; Viridiplantae; Streptophyta; Magnoliopsida; Alismatales; Araceae.